Messenger RNA from Amaranthus tricolor (Joseph's coat), 1355 nucleotides. Its product is annotated as acetylajmalan esterase-like. Gene Ontology annotation, molecular function: hydrolase activity, acting on ester bonds. The record is from RefSeq and is a predicted model, not a curated record. NCBI's taxonomy places the organism in Eukaryota, Viridiplantae, Streptophyta, Magnoliopsida, Caryophyllales, Amaranthaceae. The coding region runs from base 76 to 1176 and encodes 366 amino acids. The transcript has 5 exons.
UUGGCAUUAUAUAAAUACAGAUUUCAGGCUAGAGAGCUCGAAAGUGAAAUCACUGCACGUACAAGAAAAUUAACCAUGAGGCAACAAAGACAGUUAUUUUUUAUGUUGUUUUUGGUAUGUUUUCUGUUCAAAUGUGGCAGUGCAUUUAAAAUGUCGAUGCAGUUUGAAGCAAUCUACCAAUUCGGAGACUCUCUCAACGACAAUGGCAACUUUAUUCGGCUUCCAACCGGGUGGCACUCCGCCUAUGGAAGGCUGCCGUAUGGUCAAGCCUUGAAAAUGCCCACGGGUCGGGCUUCUGAUGGCCUUGUCAUUGGAGACUUCAUCGCAUCGUACUUCCAGCUACCACAACUGAACCCAUAUCUUGCCUAUGGAAGCGAUUUCAGCCAUGGAGUCAAUUUCGCGGUGGUUGGUGCUACUGCUACUGGUGGAGGACGUACCAUUUCCUUGGCGGACCAACUUUCUUGGUUUAAAUAUUAUCUUGCUUCAUCUUUCACUUAUCCGACGGCAAUUAAAGAGAAACUCGAAAAGUCAUUGGUGAUAAUGGGAGAAAUUGGAGGUAAUGACUUCAAUGGUCCUUUCUAUGCCCACAAAACUAUUUCUGAAGUGUCUCUGCUCGUUCCAAAAGUUGUCAAAACCGUCAAAGAUGCAAUUGAGUUUGUGAUAUCCAUUGGGGCUACUAAUAUAGUGGUGCCGGGGAAUUUUGCUAUUGGUUGUGUGCCUCUGUAUCUUGUUGAAUUUGCUACAAAUGAUACCUCAAAGUAUGAUGAGUAUCAUUGCUUGAAAGACUAUAAUCAAUUUGCAAGAUUUUACAAUCAAGAGUUGAUAAAAGUCAUCAAAGAAUUGCAAUAUGAGCAUCCAAAUGUGGCCAUUGUCUAUGCUGACUAUUAUUCCGCAUUGAUAUCCGUUGUUAGAAACGCUCAACAAUUAGGAUUCGAGCAAGAUGGUAUCGAAAAGGCUUGUUGUGGAGAUGGUAAUAAUCCAUACAAUUAUGGUGAGAAAGGUUGUGGGAGUGUUGGAGCUACAGUUUGUGAAGAUCCAAGUAAAAGACUGAAUUGGGAUGGAGUUCAUAUGACUCAACAUGGAUACAAAUGUGUUGUUGAUUCUUUAGUUAAACAGUUUGUUCCUGCACUUGAAAGACAAAUUCGUAGACGACGACGUAACAUAAAUCAUACAUAAUCUAUAGAGUUUUUCACUUACGUACUAAUACUAUUAUUAUUUGGGUAAAUUAAUUAAUUAAGGUUAAAAGGGGUCAUUUUUUGUGUUAGUUAAAUCUUGAUGAGUUAUUGAUAUAUCAAAUUAUUGGCAUUUACAUUACUCAUUAAAGUAAUAAUAAUUAGCUACAUAUUCUUAUACAA